Messenger RNA from Sciurus carolinensis (gray squirrel), 1070 nucleotides. It is a transcript of the gene Calhm4, whose product is annotated as calcium homeostasis modulator family member 4. Gene Ontology annotation, molecular function: monoatomic cation channel activity. The transcript is spliced from 2 exons. The record is from RefSeq and is a predicted model, not a curated record. Bases 1 to 942 code for a protein of 313 amino acids. NCBI's taxonomy places the organism in Eukaryota, Metazoa, Chordata, Mammalia, Rodentia, Sciuridae.
AUGAGCCCGUCUCUCAGCAAUAUUGUUUCUUCUCUGCAGAGAAGUGGAACCUUUAUCAACUCUUUGAUUGCAGCGUUGACUAUUGGUGGGCAACAGCUGUUCUCUUCAUUCACUUUCAGAUGUCCCUGUCAGGUGGGAAAAAACUUCUAUUAUGGUUCAGCUUUUCUUGUCAUUCCUGCUUUGAUCCUUCUGAUUGCUGGCUAUGCUCUGAGAAACCAAAUGUGGACGAUUACCAGUGAAUACUGUUGCAGCUGUGUCCCUCGCCGGAGGAUCAGUCCCUUGGAGCGCAGACUGGCUUGCCUUAGGAUCUUCAGCAUCACCGGGAGGGCGCUUGUUGCUCCAUUAACGUGGCUGGCAGUGACCCUGCUGAAAGGCAAUUACUAUGAGUGUGCAGCAAGUGAAUUUGCAUCUGUGGACCAUUACCCAGAGUUUCAGAAUGUCACUGCCAGCAAACGAGAAGAGAUCCUAGCUGGGUUUCCAUGUGACAGAUCAACUCCUUCUAAUGCGAUCCUAGUAAAAGAUGAAGUAGCCCUUCAGCACAGGUACCAGUCACAAAUGCUGGGCUGGAUUUUGAUCACCUUGGCAACCAUUGCUGCUGUGGUCUCCCGCUGUCUGGCGCAGUGCUGCUCUCCCCUCACCUCUCUGCAGCACUACUACUGGACCAACCACCUCCAAAAUGAGAGAGAGCUCUUUGAACAAGCUGCAAAGGAGCACUCUCGGCUUCUCAUCAGGCAGCGCAUAAAGAAACUAUUUGGCUUCUGUCCUGGGAGUGAAGAUGUCAGACACAUUCGUAUUCCUUCGUGUCAGGACUGGAAAGAUAUUUCAGCACCCAGUCUUCUAUGCAUGGGUGACACCUCACAGGGGCACUAUAGCUUUCUUGGAGACAGGGUAGUUGAGGAUAAUGAAGAAGACAAAUCAGAAGGUAUUGAAUUAAAACCUUGAUAAUAGCACCUUUCACAGUUCAAUUUGUUUAACAGAUAUUUGACUUUAUGAUGAUGGAGUUUCAAUACAAUCUCUUCAUUGUUUUCUCUGUUUAAUGUUUGUUGGUACAUUCAUCCAAAAAUACUAAU